Molecule: messenger RNA, 1160 nt
Organism: Tigriopus californicus
Lineage: Eukaryota; Metazoa; Arthropoda; Copepoda; Harpacticoida; Harpacticidae
Exons: 13
Coding region: 416-1069 (217 amino acids)
Source: RefSeq, a predicted model, not a curated record
AAAUGUCCUUGAAAUUUAGCCACGUCUUGUAUGCUGAUUCAUAUUCUUCCUUUUCCUAUUUUUAGGGCUUUUCAGUAUAUUCAAUAUCGUCACCUUUAAGAACGAGGCUUGCACGACAACGGGAGCUGGAAAUCAGGGCGGAACAUGCUUGACGGCAACCGAGUGCUCUGCCAAAGGUGGAUCUGCGUCUGGCAAUUGCGCCGCAGGAUUUGGUGUGUGUUGCCUUUUUAGUGUGAGCGGUGAAUGUUCUGGCGAUCAAACGAUAUCUCAAAAUUGUACUUAUAUUCAGAACAAUGGAUAUCCCGCAGCGGACACCACUGUAAGUGAGACGUGUGAAUACAACUUUGAGCGGAUUUGUGACAAUCUAUGUCAAAUUAGGCUGGAUUUCAAUACCUUGGUCUCGGUCCAUGGCGCAAUGGGGGAGUGCGGAGACACAGCUGAUGCCAUAACAGUGACUAGUCCAUUUUCAUCUUCCCCAUUCGCGUUUCCUCCGAUAGUUUGUGGAACAUUGACAGGACAGCACAUGUAUCUUGAAACGGGCACGUCCGGUAACGCUGGGACGUUAAACAUUGCCAAGGGGUCAGACGCGGGGAAUCGAAAUUACCAAAUCAAAGUCACUUAUUUCACUUGCAACAAUUUGGCCAAAGCCCCAGCUGGAUGUACCCAAUACUUUACGGGGGAGAGUGGCUCCUUCCAAUCCUACAACUACCAAGGGGGUAAACUCCUGCAGAGCAUGAAUUACAACCACUGUUUCCGCCAGGAAGAAGGUUUUUGCCGAUUGCAAAUCAGCGAGGCUACGGAAAUGACUCCAGAUCCAUUCUUUCUGUCUGAUGAUGAUGACAAGACAAAGCACAACUGCGCUGAUAUGAGUUAUGUAAAUUUUGCGACACCAACGAAUUCAAUGUUUUGUGGUGGAGUUUUGAGUUCCGUGGUAAAUGACAUGACCCCUGGAGCAUUGACGUCCGCUCCUGGAGACUCUUUUCUGGUUGGAUUGCGAACUUUGGCAGAUCUAAACCCGAAUACGUUUACGGGAUUCAACUUGAAUUACAAGCAAGUGGCUUGCCCUUAAAGGCCAUCCAGCGGAUGUGAAACGCUGAUAGGGAUUCUGUUACUUCUGUUGAUGAAUUCGUUCAAAAAUUUAGCUUAUUUCGAAAUAUACA